AUGGAGGGCGCGCAUGCCGCGGACCACGAUGUGAAGGUGAAGGUGCACAAGGAGACCAGCACAAAUGAUCCUCCUGCAGAGGAAUACAUAUUUGGUGAAGAUGAUGAAGUCAUUUUCAUUGGGAGCGUUGUUGCGGGGGCGAAUUCGAGAAUGAGCUGCGAGGAAGUGCUGCCUCCUGUCAAAUUCGAAGAACCCAGCACGAGUGAGCCAGAACAAGAGACAGAACAAGAGUCGAAACGCAAACGAGGGAGGCCGCGAGGCAAAAGGAGAAGCUUGUUCAGCCUUGGGCGGCCCAGUAAGCCGCAACAAGAGGCCGCACCCACGGAUCAAUCCUGUUGCGCUCUGUGCCGCAUGGACGAUCCUUCGCUUGGCGACCUGAAGCGGGUAGGCAUCGGCCGAUACGGACGCAAGCCCCUCUGGGCGCACUCGGAAUGUCUCCACUACGCCUCUCGCAAGACUGAAGACGAAUCCGAUCCCGACCUCGUGACCCGUGCUAUCUAUCACGCUCUCCCGUGCAAGCGAUGCAAGAAGAAACGAGCUACGAUGGGCUGUCGGAUAGAGCGCUGUCCAUACGCCUGCCACUAUCCGUGUGCCAUCGAAUCGGGAGGCGAAUACGUCGAUAACGUCGGUUUCUACUGCCCUGGUCAUGUCCACAUCGCCAAGAAACAGGCGCUGACGCUCACCAAAUGGCCGACAGAAAGUCCGGUGCAGUACACGGCCGUGAACAUCUGGGACGACAUUGACACCGAGGACAUUGAAUUUAUAGCAGCCCACAGCCACCACUGGGAACAGUACACGCCCACGUACCUCAACCAGAACUUGGCCUCCAAGGUGUUCGUGCAAGAGAUCUUUUUUGGCCACUGGGCCUACUGCACAAACCUCCGGAAGCAGGGCAUCGCCAAGCAAUAUGAGGUGCGGGCGUUGGUGGACAUCGAAAGCGAGGAUAUGAUCGGGGAGUAUGUGGGAAGGGUCCGCUAUCAGAAGGAUAUUGAGGAUUCUCAAUACGUCGCCAACUUCUGGUACCCGCCUGAACUGGGCGACCUGGGCGAUAAGCAGCUGUGCCUCGACGCCGAGCACGAGGGCAACGAGAUGCGGUUCGUGAACUCGGUGGCCCCCACAACAGCUUUCUACAUCCGACAGAAUGCCACGAUGUCCACCCUGUGGUGCCGAAAUCAGUUGCGCGUGGUACUGACGGCAACGAAGAAGAUUCUCAAGGGUCAGCCCAUCAUCGUCAACUACAACGAGUUCAGUUCGUCCUUCUUCGAGGAGAACAUGCCCUUCCUCCCUCGCUUCACGAUCAACAUCCCGCCCAUCCCGCCAGAAGUGCUCGCCAGCGGCAAGAAGUCGGCCCUGGCCCAGCUGCUGCCGCCCGCACUGCCGCCGCACGAGACUAAGUCGCCGGCGACCUUGGCCAUCAAGCAGGAGCCGAGCAAGGAAGAGGGCGAGGAGGUGGAGGCAAGGGUGGCCAAGAGACCGAGGCUCACGACCGACCAAACCACUCGCCAACCCCCAGCCGAAGUUAUCGUGAUAGACUGA
Acanthamoeba castellanii str. Neff is the source of this 1536-nucleotide messenger RNA. RefSeq names its product SET domain containing protein. The transcript has 8 exons. Lineage: Eukaryota; Discosea; Longamoebia; Acanthamoebidae. Gene Ontology annotation, molecular function: protein binding. The record is from RefSeq and is a predicted model, not a curated record. Bases 1 to 1536 code for a protein of 511 amino acids.